AUACUUAUUUUAUGACGUCUCGGUGAAAUAACUGAGCACCAAACGCUCUCGGUGAGCAGGAGAGGGGAGGAGUUUAGCGGCUCUGACGGAGCGCUUCUCUCUCCUGCAGUCAGUCCUUCUCUUCCACCUGCUUCAUCUCGACAUCGGUCUUGGCUGUGACUCAUCACUACAGUCAUGGCACCCAAAAAGAACAAGGCCGCCAAGAAGAACAAAGCUGACAUCAAUGAGAUGACAAUUAUGGUAGAGGACAGUACCACCAACAAAAUCAAUGGUCUCAACACUCUCCUGGAAGGUGGAAAUGGCUUUAGUUGUAUCUCAACGGACGUCACUGACCCCGUCUAUGCACCAAACCUCUUGGAAGGUCUUGGCCGCAUGAGGCAAGAAAGCUUCCUCUGUGAUCUUAUUGUAGCAACCAAGUCCAAAUCCUUUGACGUGCACAAAGUCGUGAUGGUUUCCUGCAGUGAGUAUAUCCAAAACAUGCUCAGGAAGGAUCCAGCCCUCAAGAAGAUUGAGCUCAGUGAGUUGUCCCCAGUCGGUCUGGCUACAGUCAUCACUUACGCCUAUUCUGGAAAACUGACCCUGUCUUUGUACACCAUUGGUAGCACGAUAUCAGCAGCCAUGCUACUGCAGAUCCAUUCUCUGGUGAAGAUGUGCAGUGAGUUCUUGAUGCGGGAGAUCAGUGUGGAGAACUGCAUGUAUGUUGUCAACAUCGCCGACACGUACAGUCUGAAAGAGACGAAAGAGGCUGCUCAGAAGUUCAUGCGGGAGAACUUCAUCGAGUUCUCGGAAAUGGAACAGUUCCUAAAGCUCACCUAUGAGCAGAUCAGCGAAUUCCUCAUGGACGACUCGCUCCGGUUGCCCUCUGAGCUCACAGCUUUCCAGAUCGCAAUGAAGUGGUUAGACUUCGAUGAGAAGAGGCUGAAGUAUGCUCCUGAUCUGCUGUCCAGCAUCCGCUUUGGAACCAUCUCGCCCCAGGACCUUGUUAGUCAUGUGCAGAUCGUUCCCAGGAUGAUGCAAGAUGCUGAGUGCCACCGUCUGUUGGUCGAUGCCAUGAACUACCACCUGCUGCCAUUCCAGCAGAACAUCCUGCAAUCCAGAAGAACCAAGGUCCGUGGAGGCCAACGAGUGCUGCUCACGGUGGGAGGCCGGCCUGCCCUCACCGAAAAAUCUCUCAGCAAGGACAUUCUCUACAGAGAUGAUGACAGUGUCUGGAACAAGCUGACUGAGAUGCCCGCGAAGAGCUUCAAUCAGUGUGUGGCUGUUUUGGACGGCUUCCUUUACGUGGCUGGUGGUGAAGACCAGAAUGAUGCUAGGAACCAAGCAAAACAUGCCGUCAGCAAUUUCAUCAGAUAUGACCCCCGAUUCAACACGUGGAUCCACCUGGCAAACAUGAUUCAAAAGCGCACUCAUUUCAGCCUCAACACCUUCAAUGGUCUCCUGUUCGCUGUAGGGGGGCGUAAUUCUGACGGCUGCCAGGCAUCUGUCGAGUGCUACGUCCCAUCCUCUAACCAAUGGCAAAUGAAAGCGGCAAUGGAAGUCCCUAGAUGUUGUCACGCUAGCACAGUUAUUGAUGGCAAGAUCUUGAUUAGUGGUGGUUAUAUUAACAACGCCUACUCUCGUGCUGUAUGUUCUUACGACCCAUCCACCGAUAGCUGGCAGGACAAGAACAGCCUGAGCACCCCGAGAGGAUGGCACUGUUCGGUGAGCGUUGGAGAUCGUGCCUACGUUCUUGGUGGCAGCCAACUGGGCGGACGUGGAGAGAGGGUCGACGUCUUGCCAGUUGAAUGUUACAACCCUCACUCCGGCCAGUGGAGCUACGUCGCCCCCUUGCACACAGGAGUGAGCACAGCUGGUGCUGUCAGCUUAAAUAACAAGAUUUACCUCCUGGGUGGCUGGAAUGAGAUUGAGAAGAAGUAUAAAAAAUGCAUUCAGGUGUAUAACCCCGAUAUCAACGAAUGGACUGAGGAUGACGAAUUGCCAGAGGCAACGGUUGGUAUCUCAUGUUGUGUUGUCACCAUCCCCACGCGCAAAACACGAGAGUCGAGGGCCAGCUCUGUAUCGUCAGCACCAGUUAGUAUAUAAGCAGCGUGGGAGUAGUGGGGAGUUUUGGGGAGUUGCUAAAUGUAAUAAAAGUUUUAUCUUACUGUUUGUUCAAAGCCAAUUUUACUCACAGAUGCCAAGGUUAAUUGUCAGUUUGUGGCAAGCUUGGAAAUGUUAGAUGUCAAGUCCCAGCAUAUGCAUACAAAUGAGCAAUUAUUUAUGGAAGUCACUAUGUUUAAAAUUGAAGCGACUGGAAAACAACUAAAGAUGGAUGCAUUUUGAAGACGGUUCGUAGGUUUUGUGGGAACAGGAAAAUUCAGAGAGAUUUGUCUUGGAGGUAGAUUCAUUGCUUAUAAGACUUAUGGGAAAUAGGAAACGCAUACAAACAAAAUAUUUGUAAAAUCAAAAGUUAUAAUUUUUUUAUUGGGAAAUUAUUUUCCAAGUGGGGCCAAUUCUCUGUUUAUGAUUUGAUUAGUCCCUUAAUGUGCGAAAUGAGGUAAUUGCAAAACUGCAAACUGCCCAGAUAUAUUAGACACCUUUGAUCAACAAACAAUUAAAUAACUUUUUAAAAAUGCUGGCAGAUACUUAUUACUGCAUUAUUUUCCAGCAAAGCCAUUCUUUUUGCCCUCUACACAUGUGAGCAUGUAGAACAUAUUUAUUUAGGAUCGUACACAAUGGAUUGUAUAGAUUGCUUGAGAAAGCCAUGUCUUAACAUUUCACCUACAACCUAUGAGGAGUAGGUGUGCACACAACCAGGCAGUUUAUUUGAUCAUGUAAUACACAGACAAAGUGCCGCUGGCUCUUGGGAAAUCAAGCAGGUGAAGUAUAAGCAGGGUUCCUGGCAGGAGGGAUUCAUUAGGACACAGAGAGGACACAUAUCCUCAGGCCCAGGGCCGGUCCGUUGCAUAGGUAACAUAGGCAAAGGUGCAAAAAUGGGCGCAAAAUGACUGGGGAGCCGCAGGAAACUUUUGUUUUUUGUUAGAAAUUUUUGUUAGUAUGUUUUGUUUUGUUUUGUUGGAGGUGUGCCCUCUUGCGACCAUCUUGCGCUACACCCAUAGAUUAAGCAAAAUAAUUUCUUACAAUUAACAUAAUUUUAGUAACGGCAGAUCAUCAAACUGAUAAUUUUAGAAUAAAAUAAAAUUGAUACGUUUUGAUAACAUGUCAUGUUGGACUAAUUUAAACACUUUCUGCAUCCUGACGUAAUUAUAAUACAUCAUCAUAAUAUAUUAAUUAUGCAUGGCACACCCAGUUAAAAUAGUUUUGCCAUUAAUGUGGUCUUUAAGUAUCAUUUCUAAAAAAAAAAAAUGAGUGAAAAAAAGAAAAUUAUCAGGGGCACAAGGCAGGAAGCAACGCAAAGAAGAGGAGCAGAAACAAUAUCAAUAUAGACAUACAAAUCUGUGUAUUAGCCCGAGAUGUAUAGUUUUAAACUGGCAACACUGACACCGUGCACGUUUUUGUUUGAGUUAACUUCUUAUUUAAUUAUUUUCUUUGAAAUAAAUUCAAGCUUCUGUAAUGUUACAUAACUUCUUGCUUUUAAUUCACCAAAAAGUGUCUAAAUGUCUUUUGAAAAAGAUCAUGGCUAGGACUAUAUCUAGCAUUCAUAAUAUGAAAUAAUUAAGUUUAAGUAUGUCAUUUCCCACUGUAUGUAUGCACACAAAUGAAAUGAAAGGUAGCUAGCUGGCUAACAUGUACAACUAAAAUACAAAAUGUAGCCUAUUUUUGGUUGCCUUUGUUGUCUCUUAGACUAUUUUAGGCAUUUCAUAUUGCUUCUAUUUCUCUUUGUUGUAAGAAGUACUUGUCACUGUAGGCAUCGUUGUGGGAGGAGCUCGUGGUCUCUUCAACAGGCUAUUGGAACAGAUUCACUCACUAUUUAAGUUAUGUUAUAUUAUAGUAAAGUUUAGAAAAAUCUGCUUUUUCAGAUUUUUUUAGUGGGGGGUGGAAAUCUACAAUCUGGCCUGUUCAGUCCUGUAGCAUUUCAGUCAUGACCCUGUUUGAAAAAUACAGAAACAGACACUGUGAUGACACGAAGAACACUGAAUAGGACUUUAAAGUAUAUACAGUGGUGGAAAUGUUUUGUUAUCUGAGAGAAUAAAUAAUUGUGAAAAAAAGUUUUGCCUGAACCGUCAAGAGGAUAAGUAAAAAAAAUCCACUUUGUUUUUUUGAUGGUUCAUGAUUUGUAAUAUUCUGGUUAAAAAACAAUGUAUGUAGGGGGGGGGGGGAUUUGACAACUGGAAACAUUUAUUACUUUAAUAAAGUAUUGCUUAUUUAAGGUACAUCAAUUGAUAGUAUCCACAAUAUACAUACUGUAAUACAUGUUGUCAAAUAAAGCUCUGCAUUCUUAUUAAAGCUUCUUAAGAA
Molecule: messenger RNA, 4398 nt
Organism: Carassius auratus (goldfish)
Lineage: Eukaryota; Metazoa; Chordata; Actinopteri; Cypriniformes; Cyprinidae
Gene: klhl31
Product: kelch-like family member 31
Exons: 3
Coding region: 175-2082 (635 amino acids)
Biological process (GO): negative regulation of protein phosphorylation
Cellular component (GO): nucleus
Molecular function (GO): protein binding
Source: RefSeq, a predicted model, not a curated record